AUGGGGAAAAAAGGACUGGGGGGCUUCCUGUACUCCCAGGGAGCCAAGUCCUCCGCUGACUAUGAUAGGCACCCCCAUUCCCUGAGAGCCCACUCGGAGAGGCAGCAAGCUAUUCCUCAAGGCUUUGCAAACAACUUCCGGAACAAACUUCCGGUCCUGACAGUGCAGGAGACCCCAUUUUGCAGGUCUGGAGCAAAGGGUCCCGACAGUGCAGGUCUGGGAUCUGACAAUGCAGUUCUGCAGCCAGAUUCUCUUGUUUGCCCUGGAACGGAGAACAAGCUGAGCACGCUGUCUGACCUGGAUCAGCAAUACCGCACCCUGAGGAAGCUCUACGAGAACUGCGAGGUGGUCAUGGGUAAUCUGGAGAUUACCAGCAUUGAUAGAAACCGCAAUCUCUCCUUUCUGAAGUCUAUAAGAGAAGUGACGGGAUAUGUGCUGGUUGCACUGAAUCAGUUUGAGUAUCUGCCGCUGGAGAACUUACGGAUCAUCCGAGGCACCAAACUAUACGAACGUCGCUAUGCUCUGGCCAUCUUCCUGAACUACAGGCGGGACGGCUUCUACGGCCUGAGGCAGCUGGGUUUACGUAAUCUCACAGAGAUACUGAACGGGGGCGUCUACGUUGACCAGAACAAGUUCCUGUGCCACGCCGACACCAUUCACUGGCGCGACAUUAUCAAGAACCCCCAGGCAGAGCUGCUUGUGGUUCCGUCCAACAACAGCAACAAUGGAUGCAGACGAUGCCAUCGCUCCUGUAACGGACGCUGCUGGGGUCCCCAGGAAAGCCAAUGUCAAACAUUGACAAAAACGGUGUGUGCAGAGCAGUGUGACGGUCGAUGCUUCGGGCCUUACGUCAGUGACUGCUGCCAUCGAGAGUGCGCCGGCGGCUGCUCUGGCCCCAAGGACACCGACUGCUUUGCUUGCACUAAUUUCAACAACAGCGGCGCAUGCGUCACCCAGUGCCCCCAGCCGUUUGUGUACAACCCCACCUCCUUCCAGCUGGAGCCCAAUCCCAGAGCCAAGUACACCUAUGGAGCUUUUUGCGUCAAGAAAUGCCCCCAUAACUUUGUGGUGGACCACAGCUCUUGCGUCAGAGCGUGUCCCAGCAACAAGAUGGAGGUGGAGGAGAAUCGGAUCAAAAUGUGCAUUCCUUGCACUGACAUCUGCCCAAAAGUUUGCGACGGCAUAGGAACAGGCAGCCUGCAGACGGCUCAAACUGUGGACGCUAGCAACAUAGAUAAGUUUGUCAAUUGCACCAAAAUCAACGGCAACCUUAUCUUUCUCAUCACCGGCAUUAAAGGGGACAUGUAUCAUGGCAUUGGACCUUUGGACCCGGAGCGUCUUAAUGUUUUCCGAACAGUCAAGGAGAUCACAGGGUUCCUCAACAUCCAGUCCUGGCCUGAAAACAUGACGGAUUUGAGUGUUUUCUCCAACUUGGCGACCAUCGGAGGCAGAGUUCUUUAUAGCGCGGGUGGUAUUUCUCUGCUGAUCCUGAAGCAGCGCUGGAUAUCCUCCCUUCACUUCCAGUCGCUAAAUGAAAUCAGCGCCGGAAAUGUCUACAUCAUGAACAACACCCGCCUCUGCUUCUACAACACCGUCAACUGGACGUCACUGUUUAGGACCCCGGAACAAAAAGUCCUCAUGCGCGACAACCAAGACCCAAAGAAGUGCACCCAGCAGAGUAUGGUGUGUGAUCGCAUGUGUUCGGACGAUGGCUGCUGGGGUCCAGGGCCCGACCAGUGCCUCUUCUGCCGAUACUUUAAGCGAGGCCGGACCUGCGUUGAAUCUUGCAACCUCUUUGAUGGGGAAGAGCGGGAAUUUGCCAAUGGAUCCAUGUGCCUGGAGUGCGACAGCCAAUGUGAGAAGAUGGACGGAAACAGCCUUACAUGUCUUGGCCCCGGCCCAGACCAGUGUGUAAAAUGCCUUCACUUCAAAGAUGGGCCAAACUGUGUGGAGAAAUGCCCAGACGGGUUGCAAGGUGCAAACAGCUUCAUCUUCAAAUACGCCAAGGCCAACAACGAGUGUCAUCCCUGCCAUGCCAACUGCACUCAGGGGUGCAUCGGGCCAAGACUCCAAGAUUGCGUCGGGAUGAUGGACAGGACGCCUCUAAUAGCAGCUGGUGUCAUUGGGGGCUUAUUCAUCAUCAUCAUCUUGGCGCUUAGCGUUGCCGUUUACGUUCGGCGCAAGAGCAUCAAGAAGAAGAGAGCCUUGAGACGCUUCUUGGAGACAGAGUUGGUGGAGCCGCUGACUCCCAGUGGGACAGCCCCCAAUCAAGCUCAGCUACGCAUCCUGAAAGAGACGGAGCUGAAGAGGGUCAAGAUUCUGGGUUCUGGAGCUUUCGGAACUGUCUAUAAGGGCAUCUGGAUCCCAGAAGGCGAGACGGUGAAGAUUCCCGUUGCUAUAAAAAUCCUCAACGAGACCACAGGCCCCAAAGCCAACGUGGAGUUCAUGGAUGAGGCCCUGAUCAUGGCCAGCAUGGAGCACCCCCACCUGGUGCGCCUCCUUGGUGUCUGCCUGAGUCCCACCAUCCAGCUGGUGACCCAGCUCAUGCCCCACGGCUGCCUCCUGGACUACGUGCACGAACACAAAGACAACAUCGGAUCGCAGCUGCUGCUCAACUGGUGUGUCCAAAUCGCAAAGGGGAUGAUGUACCUGGAGGAAAGGCGGUUAGUCCACCGAGACCUGGCAGCUCGGAACGUGCUGGUUAAGUCACCCAAUCACAUCAAGAUCACUGACUUCGGCUUGGCCAGGCUUCUGGACGCCGACGAGAAGGAGUACAACGCGGACGGGGGCAAGAUGCCCAUCAAAUGGAUGGCUCUGGAGUGCAUCCAUUACCGGAAAUUCACCCAUCAGAGCGACGUGUGGAGCUACGGAGUGACCAUCUGGGAGCUGAUGACAUUCGGUGGCAAACCGUACGACGGCAUCCCAACGCGAGAAAUCCCAGACAUCCUGGAGAAGGGGGAGCGCCUGCCCCAGCCUCCCAUAUGCACCAUCGACGUCUACAUGGUCAUGGUGAAAUGCUGGAUGAUUGAUGCAGACAGCAGGCCGAAGUUCAAGGAACUAGCCGCCGAGUUCUGCAGAAUGGCUCGUGAUCCGCAGCGGUAUCUGGUCAUCCAGGGGGACGACAGGAUGAAGCUCCCCAGCCCCAAUGAUAGCAAGUUCUUCCAGAGCCUUUUGGACGAAGAGGACCUUGAUGACUUGAUGGAUGCAGAGGAGUAUCUGGUGCCUCGGGGUUUUAACGUGACCGCUUCGUCGGGCACAGCGAGGCCUCGGGUCGACUCCAACAGAAACCAGUUUGGCUAUCGAGAUGGGGGCCCAAAUGCGUCGGAAGGAGCCCUGGCCGGGGCACAAAGCAGCGGAAACCAGGAAGCUUCUGGCAGCCAGGGACCAGCUCCGGAGGACCAGCGCUGCAAUGGAAGUCUGCACAGAAAGAGCCAGAGCCAAGCUGCAGGGGAAGACAGCGGGACCCAGAGAUAUAGUGCCGACCCCACCAUCUUCCUGGGGGACAGAACGUCCAGAGGCGACACUGAUGAGGACGGCUACAUGACGGCAAUGAAAGACAAGAGUUCCUCAGAGUAUCUGAACCCUAUCGAGGAGAACCCCUUUGUAUCCAGGCGUAAAAAUGGUGAGAUCCACGCUUUGGACAACCCUGGGUACCACAGCACGCCCAACAGUCAACCUAAAGGAGAGGAUGAGUACAUCAACGAGCCCCUCUACCUCAAUACCUUCCACAAUUCUGCUGAGCUGGGCCUGGAGGCCCUGAGGAGGAACGGUUUACCCUUACCCAAUCUGCCUCCUUCUUCCAUCUCAGCCUCUGCACCAGGUUCCCAUCUCCCACUUACAGUUCAGACCAGUCUGCCCCACUACCCUUUGCCCUCGGUACAACCAUCUCCUGCUGGCCUGCCCUGCCUCCAUGUCCCAGCAACUCACAUCCUCCAUACCCACAACACCAUCAAACCUCCAGGUGGCUCCGUCACUACAAGCCAAGCAGGAACUUCUGCUCAAGCCCAGGUGAGCCAAUCCGGUUCCCUUUCAACUUCAGCCACCUUUGGGCAUGGAAGCCUGCCAGCGUACCAGACCUUCACCCAUUCACAUCCGGGGAGCUUGCUGAAACAUGGAGGGCAUACAUCAGGAAAGGCCAGCGGGAAGAAGCUCAAGGUAACCUUUGACAAUCCUGAGUACUGGCAGCACAGCUUGCCCCCAAAAUCAUCCAUACAGGUGGCCCCUGACGGGGCCCAGGGAGGCACAACCAAUGCCAAGCUCUUCUACAAACAGAACGGACACAUACGGCCAGCGGUAGCCGAAAACUCAGAGUACAUGUCUGAAUUUGCUCUAAAGUCCGGCACUGUUCUGCCACCUCCCCCCUACAGGCAGCGAAACACUGUGGUCUAGAUUGCCCCACCCACCCCCCAAUCUGCCGUCCGGACAUCCUAUCUGGUUCCACCAUCAGUGGCGUCGAACAAAAAAAACGACCCGACUCUUUGCCAUCUGCUGUAGCAACAUCCAAAGGAGUUGGACAGGUAUAACCAACUCGGACACCUUCCCUAUAUCCAGUCUGGUCCAUUUCUAUUUGUAGAUAGACUCUUACGACUCGAUGAGAUGCUUAUGGCAAAAAGAUCAGGUGGUGGAGGUACUCUGUGAUGAUGCACCAAGGCAGACGCACAAAGGAUCCAGCUUUGGGGACAUGAACUCACUGCCAGCCACCUUGGUGUCAAUUCUGUGAGAGAAACAAAGGCUUUUCUAUUAUUUGCCAGCAAAAAAAGAAAAAAGAAAAGCAAAGAGGAUGAGCAAUAGUUUCUUAAAUAGGAAAACCAUCACUGAAUGAGGUGGAAAAAGAAUAAAGAAUGUGAGAAAAGAACAAGGCGCAGUAUGGAAGGAGCAACAGAAAAAGACUUACCCGUCAUAUUCAGUGUUUUUGCCUUUCGGGUUAUAACGUGUGUUCUUGAAUUUUCCAUCAAAUGUGUGAAAAUCAUCUAAUCCUAUUGUUACUGUGAUGAUGUGAUGGCCAGAACUACAACGAUCUCUUUUCUUUGUAGUUCAACCUCAGACUUUAUACAACCGCCUGAAAAUAUCCAGGGCAACUACUGUUAGUUAUUUCCUUUGUUUGUUUUUGGUGGACUGCUGUAAGCUUGGAGAUGAUGAUCAAAAAUCCCAUUCAAGGGGGGAAAAGUACACUGUUGUUACUUUUCUAUACACUACUGAAAAUGAUUCAUUUUCUACACUGUUUUUUUUCCCUUUCACAUCUCAAAGCUAAAUUUAAUGAGUAAAUGUGAAGUAAAUUGCUGCAGACAGACAACAGUGAAAAGAUCAUCUGGAAAGCAGCAGAACUCAAAAAGUAGAUCACAGGGAGAGGAAUUCCUCGGAAGAAAUUUUAGCGAAGGUUUCUACAAGCUGACUGAUGAAGACCUCAAGGAACGAUUGUGGCAGUACAAGCAGGGUGCAGGAAAAUAGACAACCUGUUAAUGCGUGCUUGCAUCAGUGUGAUUGGGAUGAGUGACUAUGUGUGUUUCAGCAAGCCAUCUUGGCCCCUUUGAGAAAGAGAAGUAUCGUUAUUAACAACUUAGUAGUGUUGUUAUUAACAGCUAUAGAUAUUAACCAACAAUGUGCUUACGAGGGGUGAAUUUUGGCAUGGGUAUUGCAAUAAGAUACGUGUCACGAUAUUUGGAUCACAAUACGAUAUUAUCGCAAUAUCAUUAUAUAUUGUGAUAUUUUUCCAGCUAUCAAAAUUAAAUGAAAAAUAAAUAGAUAAUAUAACAGAGAGCAAGAGUUGUAUAUGUUUAUCAGAAGAUAUUGAUCACUUAGUUAUUUUGGUAUCCAUGGUGUUUGGGGUUUGAGUCAGUCCACUUCUUCCACCGUGACUGCCUCAACUAUAGAUAUGGUGUUGCGCCGUACAGCAAAGGGGCUCCAAUGCUCUAUCUGUCAUAGUGGCGAUGCCGCAGUAGUCCAUUUUAGCUCAUCAUUUUAGGUUAAAAAAAUGUUUUUUUUCAAUAUUAGGAACUGAAAGAUUGAUAUUAUAUCGAUCAUCUGAAAAUCUCGAUAAUAUCGCCAAAUCGAUUUUUCCCCACACCAUUAGUGCUUACACUGGUAGUGAAAAAUCUUUAGGAAUGGGUCAGUAGCAACAAAUCUCCGGAAACAUUCUAGAGUCCUCACGGUCCAGGGAUUUUUCUGGACACAUACUGUAGUUUUACACUGGACCUCUUGAUCUGUCCUCUACAGUACUGCUGUUUCCUUAGUGGUUUUCGCAUCAUAUUUGUCAAUAUUUUUUAAGCUAACGCAAUGAAAUUUCUUAUUAAGCUCAUAAAUUGUAGGGAUCAAAAUGUCUGCAUACUAAGAAGGUAAUUCAACCAUUUGAUUCAGGUAUAGCAACUUUUCACGACACCUUUGGUCGUCCUGAUUGCACUGCUUUGCCGUUAAGAUUGCGAAAACCUACAACCAUAGGACCGGUAUAAUAAAAGUUUUAUAUCACAUAAAGUGAUUUAAAAAUUGUUUUUACACCAUGCUCAUGCUAAAUAUGAACUUUUUUUUCCCAUAUUAGCUUUGUUGUUAUCAAGAUUAAGUAAAAAGUACUCAGUCGUCAGGCCAGUGUGAAAAUGUAAAGAACAACGGCUUGACCUCCAGGAAGGCAGCCAUUUUCUGCGCUGUUCUUUUCAGGAUCAUCAUUCCAACUCCCUCGGGUGUCUUCUGCACUUCCUUACUGGUUCUUCCUCUAUGAUUUUUUCUUGCUCCGUUUCACACAGCUAAAUAGUCUAACGUACAUUAAAUCCUCUAAUUAUGGCAAAGAAAAAGAUAUUUCCAGGCAAUCAACUUCUCACAGGGCAGAUUACAUAUGAAGUUUAAAUAUAGACAGAAGGAUGGGCUGCUAGGCUAACAGUAUGAGGUUAUUUACAUUUACAUUUUUAUAUUACUUCAGUUAAUUUAUUGAUGCAUUAACUGCAUCAAUCUGCAUUUAUCCGAAAGCCAAUAAUCUCUGUCUCCAAUUUGUGUCAAAGGUGUGUGAUAUUCUCAAAGAUCUUUCUUUUAAAUUAGUCGUUUACUCAUUUUUACUCAGUCUUCGUUCGCCAUUGAAACUGCGUCAUUGUUAAAACUGAUAUACAUGCUGAGCUCAUUUCUAUCAGAGCUGUGUUUUUUAUUAACCUUAUUUAUAUAUUUAAUGGUGUCUGAACGAGUUUGACUAUGCACAUGUAAAGCUGUAUAUGUUUUUCCUUUCCCUGGAGCACUUUGAUCAAAGCCAUGGGUAGAAAGUGUGCGUUAUACCCUGCCUCGCUGAAAUAUUCAGCUUGUUUAUAUGGUAGUUUAACACUUCGGAAAUCAAAAGCUGAAGCGUGAGUCUAAGGAAAGUAAUGCCUUCAAGAGUUCAAUGAGGAAAAAGAAACAGAUUUGACGGUGUUGCCUGCCAGCGGAAAAAUAAAUGCUUUUUUCAGUUUUUUUUAAUAACAUUUAAAAUUCCUAUGAACAUAUUAUGACUAAUUCAUCAAAUAGUGUCUUGUAACUGCCUUUGCAACUCUAAUUCUGUGAAAUAGAGACAAAUUUUCAUAUCAAAGUUAAAUAUUUAUAGCAUAUUUUAGCUUGUUUAUGCUGAGCAAUGGAAGAAAAAUUCCUAUUCUGGGAUUAUAAUUUGGUAGAAAAGAGUAGACGAGCUAAAAUAAAAUCUAUGCUAGGCAUUGUUUGCCCUCAAUGAAACUGGAGGUAAAGGCAGAUUAUAUGAGUAUAUUAAGAAUCACUGGAUUACAAACUAUAUAUGACCGAGAGGGUAACUGAGUUGCUAAAACAUGGAAAAUCCAAGCCCAUCAGAGCUAUUCUGCUUUAAAGGGGUCAUAGAAUGAUUAUAUAGGGUAUUUGGUGCUGGUCCUUAAGGUCCCUGAACAGGGUGUGUAACAUUGGUUGGGCUGAAAAUGGCAUAUUUGCUGUUCUAUGAGCCCUAAUACAAGCCUGGAUAAAAGCCCUAGAAUAAAACAAAAGGUUUUCUUCCUUUUAUGGUAUGCUAAUGAAUAUUUAGAUGAGCCGUGCCCUGAUUGGUUGGUUUACAACGAGCAAAGGUGUUGAGCAAAGACGCAUCAUAGCAACAAGCACUCGCUCAAUGAAACAUCAGAAUUGUUGAUAUGGUAGGGUGACCAGACGUCCUCUUUUUCCCGGACAAGUCCUACUUUUCAUACCUAAAAAUGCAUGUUGUCGAAACACACCGGGCAUUCCAACUGAGUCGUCAGCCCCGGGGCUGGUCGCUCCGUAGUCGGCGGCGUACCGCGUUACGGAAUGCACCCCCUGCAUACCGUAACCGGGUCAGUUUUAGUCACUCCGUCCCCGGCUGUCUCGGUUCGAAUUCCCGGACCGGUAGAAAGCCAAAAUUGGCUAGCAUUGCUUAGCAACAAAAUAUUACCUAUAGCUUGCAGUUGUAAUGGCCUUACGGUCGGAACAGUCCCUCGUUUCAGUAAAAGAAGUUUAGAAAAUCCUGCUUUGAACUGUCAAAGAUUUUGAAAGCUGUCUUCGGUAAAAUGCUUAGAGCAAAUGAACAUCAAAAUUUGCAGGGAUCUUCUGAUAGACAAAAAUAAUCCAUGCCUGUCGAGUCUUUAGAUCCUUGGGAAAACUUUGUAAAUGUCUUCACAGUCUGUAUGUAAAUGUAUGCCAAUGUAGGCCAGAACCAAAAAAGGCAACAUCCCCGAAUUGACGUCGACUCAGGGCUUUGUUUGAAUUUGUCGGUUUUAUGGUGGAAUUUUAGAAUUGUGAGUUUUGCAGAGAAAGGAGGU
This is a messenger RNA of Cyprinodon variegatus (sheepshead minnow), 8738 nucleotides long. Its product is annotated as receptor tyrosine-protein kinase erbB-4-like. Bases 1 to 4389 code for a protein of 1462 amino acids. The transcript is spliced from 28 exons. NCBI's taxonomy places the organism in Eukaryota, Metazoa, Chordata, Actinopteri, Cyprinodontiformes, Cyprinodontidae. Gene Ontology annotation, biological process: protein phosphorylation; positive regulation of kinase activity; positive regulation of cell population proliferation. The record is from RefSeq and is a predicted model, not a curated record. Gene Ontology annotation, molecular function: ATP binding; transmembrane receptor protein tyrosine kinase activity; epidermal growth factor receptor binding. Gene Ontology annotation, cellular component: basal plasma membrane; signaling receptor complex.